AUGGCGUCGAGGGGAGUAAUGCUAUACCUUACCGUCAGCUUAUUAUGUUUGGAUUACUGCCUCACAAACACACUAUUAAUACCAUACGGCCAAAGAUUAGACGAUGAAGUCAUCCUAACUCCCCUAAAGCGGCCAUUUUGUAAUGCCUUUACAGGUUGCGGCCGCAAAAGAUCCGAUUUAACUCCAGCGAUGUCUUCCAGAGAAAUGUUCACGCGAAGACAGUUCGCAGAUAAAGCAGCUUAUGAUUCUGAGAACGUCAUUGAGCUCACAAGAAAAAUUAUGACCGGAGCAAAAUUAUGGGAAGCCCUUCAAGACGCAAGCGCAGAACUAUCGAGGCGGAAACAAAAAUCUUACUAUUAAUAAUACUUUAAGCUGGCUGGUUAUAACAAAUUAUGGCGUGAUGGACUAGUUUUAAGCUCUUUGUAGUAUUGUUAUGUUGAUAAUUAAUUAAUAUUCCUAAUUUUAAGCUGAAUAAAAUUUUAUCUUUAAUUCUAAGCGCUAAACUCAAGAACGGCUGAACCAAUUCUGCAAUUUUUUUUAAGUUUUUCAUAAUAUUUUGCAUAAGGUUCUUAAGUGAUUAAAAUUUAAGAAAAUAAAUAGAAAACUGGUAAAUUUAUAAUUUUACACGCUUGUCAAUUCGCAAAAGAGAACACACUCGGUUCGACUUGUUUUAUAUAUUUUGUUGUAAGUUAACACAGCCACGAUUUAUCCGUUGAUAAACAUAUGAAAACA
Messenger RNA from Melitaea cinxia (Glanville fritillary), 732 nucleotides. RefSeq names its product cardioactive peptide-like. Bases 1 to 360 code for a protein of 119 amino acids. The record is from RefSeq and is a predicted model, not a curated record. The transcript has 4 exons. Lineage: Eukaryota; Metazoa; Arthropoda; Insecta; Lepidoptera; Nymphalidae.